This is a messenger RNA of Penicillium malachiteum, 408 nucleotides long. RefSeq lists its product as uncharacterized. NCBI's taxonomy places the organism in Eukaryota, Fungi, Ascomycota, Eurotiomycetes, Eurotiales, Aspergillaceae. The transcript has a single exon. The record is from RefSeq and is a predicted model, not a curated record. Bases 1 to 408 code for a protein of 135 amino acids.
AUGGCCAUUGGAUUACUCUCUUCUGACUCCAACAUAAUUCGCAACACCGCCGGCCUCCUCUCGCUCACCGCAAUCACAGUUGGCACCAACAUAUUUUUCCUUAAUGGGACAAUUGUGCCGCGUAUCUUUUGCAUCAAGCCUCCAACAAAUAAAGACGACCGAAAGACCUACGAUGCCCUCUGUGGGUAUGUCGCCGUGCGUGAAUAUCUAUUAGCCGGAGCCAACAUCAUCGCAUGGUAUUCCGGUCAGCCAAAAGCCCAAGGGGUAAUACUGCUUCUAUGGGCAGGGAUGGGGAUCGGUGAUGGAAUUGUUCUCAAUAAGCUCCACGGUAUCAAUGUGCUCAAAGCCCGGCCUCUUGCGUUUGUUCUGGCUGGGUUAGCAAGUGUGUUGAUGGGAUGGCUUGAGUGA